Marchantia polymorpha subsp. ruderalis is the source of this 4014-nucleotide messenger RNA. The record is from the annotation of a GenBank genome assembly. Lineage: Eukaryota; Viridiplantae; Streptophyta; Marchantiopsida; Marchantiales; Marchantiaceae.
AUGGGGGCAACUUCGAGAAUUCUAGUGAGGAUGAAAUUUCUAAAUGAAUACAAGGUGACGGAAGCAAUGAGGCAAGACGAGCAGCGCUUCUCGUACAUGGCCGAUUUCGAGAAGCUUUUUUUUGAAAGCUUUCCGAAGUCGAAGGAACGGUGUCAGAACCUACAAUUGCCCUCCUCCCAGCUGGAGUUGCAGUACGAGGAUGAGGACGGUGAGAGACUUUCCAUCAACAACGACGGAGACUUGAAAGAUGCUAUCGACUGGGACAGAGGCACAAGUUUCAAGUUCCGCAUAACAUACAAGAAUCCAGAAGUUGAUGGACCGCUGCCAACACUUCCUGGUGGUAUCAGCAGUCCAUCAACUUCUUCCCGCCAAGAGACGCCAGUGAACGUCAGAAAUAAAGGAGCGGAAUAUCUCGCCAUUCCAGUCCUUCCAAGUCAAGAGGAGCUAUUGCAGUCUGGCCUGCCCAGCCAUUUACCGGUGAACCAGGUGGGCAUGAAGUAUUCGAAUGUGAGUGACUACCUGGGAACUCACUUCCGUCUUCUUAGAGAAGAUUACAUCCAUUCCCUGAGACAGGGAAUCCAGUCCUUCAGAAAGCAGCUGAUGUCAAGAGAGGUCUGGGUAUACCAUGAAGCAAGAUUCGUGACAUAUGAUUGCGGUUGGGACGGCGUGGAUUGUGUCAUGUCGUUCCCGUUCAGGAGAAAAGCAGUUGGGUCAGAGUCAGACGAGUUAAAGUAUGGUGCUCUUCUGUGCAUCUCUGCAGACGGAUUUCAAAAGUCCUACCACUUCGGAGUUGUCAGAAAAUGCUCUCGCAAGAUCAAGGGAGCGAGCAAGGUUUGGGUCCGAGCUCUGGGCACGUGGAGCGAACGUUUUGAUUUCGAUUCGAAAAAAACCUAUGUCAUGGUAGAAUCGACAACAGCUUUCUUCGAAGCGUAUCAUCAUGUCCUGAAGGCGUUGCAGAGAGAAGAAAUGAAAACUGUUCCAUUUUUGAAGUACCUCGUUCACUUGGAGCGACAUAUUGAUCCUCCUUCAUACCUGCUAGGAAGUCCGGACAUGGACAGGUUUGACUUCCAAUCAGUCUUCCCUGAAUUGACGACCCAUUUCGGCACGAGUAUAAUCCACACUCUGCAAAAAUGGCCGCAGUUGUGUACCAGGCUGGAUGCGGCGCAGUGGCAGGCUCUGGAGCAUGGCUUGACGAAGGAGUUGUCAAUUAUCCAGGGCCCUCCAGGCACUGGUAAGACUUUCAUUGGACUUCUGAUCGUGAGGCUCAUGCUGGCCAAUCUGCCGCUGAGGGGUUCCGCAGGGACUGAGAACGGGGCUAGGAGGGAGGGGCCGAUUCUUGUGAUCUGCAAGACGAAUCACGCUCUGGAUCAGUUUCUUGAGGGCAUCAAAAAGUUCGAGAAUGAAUUGAUACGAAUUGGUGGAAGGUCAAAGUCCGAAGUAUUGAAAUUCCAGAAUCUGAAAUAUUUACUUAGAAAGCGACAGGUGCGCCGUAACAUCGAUCCAAUUCUUCGCCGUACUCGUUCAGCUUUUAAUAUGGAGAAAGCUGUAAUAAAGUAUAAAAUCAAUGACACCAAACGUGCUCUGAACCAUCUUAGGAAUUCGAAAUAUGUGGGGAAAGAGCAACUCCAAGGAAUCGCUCUUGAGCAACAAGUGAAGUCUCUUUUUCCACGUGGCUAUGAUCAUAAGAAAUCUGUUCAAGAUUGGCUAGAAGGAGCUUUCUGUCCUCUGAACCGUUCGGAACGUCGUAAUGUACCUGUAGACGAUACUCGUCGAGAACAUCGUGACAGAUUCAGAUCACAGAUUUCUCCAGAGAAGGGGGAAGAGUUGGUUUUAGAAGCUGAAGACAAGGAUCGGACUCCAUAUCCACGUCAAGUGAAGAGCACGCGGUCUAGUCGCAGCAAAAUCGUGAUGCAGGAAUCUGCACUCACUGUCCUUACACGAAAUAUGGCCAACAUGAAUUUGGCAGCAGAAAGAGCGGUUCAUCCAGAAGACGAUGUUGUGGAAGGCAAAGGCGAUGAUCAUGUGAGCUGCAAUGUCGAAUGUGCAGCGGGCCUUCCUUCAGACGUCCAUGUUGAUAAUGACUCGGACGACGCUCGGGAUGAGCUGCGAGGUGACCUACAAGAGGGCGCCCACGACAAUGAGCCCCAGCUGGCGGAUUUUAAGGACAUCCACAAUGUGUGGGUGUUGCCUGUGCAGCAACGAAGAGUUCUGCACGAUCACUGGAUCGAAUCGACGAAUCUGAAGAUCCAAAAGCAGAUCCAGGGACUAGCACAGCACUAUGAGGGAGUUUGCGAGAAGCUCUGCGAACUGAAAAUGGAAAUCAAGCUCAGCAUUCUCCGAAAAGCUAACGUCGUGGGCUUCACCACCACUGGUGCAGCAAGGGAUCGUGAUUUGCUGAAGUCUCUGAAUUCAGAGAUUGUUAUUGUAGAAGAAGCAGCAGAAGUAUUCGAGGCUGGAGUUCUGGCGUGCGUGACUUCUGCGGUGAAGCAUCUCGUGUUGAUCGGUGAUCAUAUGCAGCUACGUCCUUCGACUGCAGUCUACAAACUUUCGACGGAGAACCGCCUGGACCUUUCCAUGUUCGAGCGUCUAGUGCGAGGUGGAGUUGAACACGUGACGCUGCGAGAGCAAAGGAGAAUGAGACCAUCAUUUUCGAAGCUCGUGAAGAGUUUAUAUCCAACGCUCAAAGAUCACGAGUCUGUCUCGCAGUACGAGCAUGUCAGGGGGCUGGGCUCAGAUCUUUGGUUCUUCGAUCACACAGCCAAGGAACAGGAGCAGACGCUUACCUCUUCCAGGGUGAACGCAACGGAGGCAAGGCUGGUUGUCGAACUGACUAUCUAUCUAAUGAAACAGGAAUGCUACAGCGCCUCGGAGAUCACCAUUUUGAGUAUGUACGCAGCUCAAAUUUCGGAGAUCGACAAGCUCCUGAAAGAGAGGGUGGCCAAAAGGUUCUCUGUAAAGAAGAAGUCUAGGCCCAGAGGGAAGAUGAAAGAACAGGAGGACGGAAAGGCGGAUCGUAUACGCUCGACAGAUGGAGACGUUCUGAUUCCUCAAGUCAGAAGCGUCGACGGAUUCCAGGGAGAAGAGAGCGACAUAAUUAUCUUAUCUCUGGUGAGAAGCAACAACGUCCGAUCGGCAGAGGGAGAGGGAACCAUCGGGUUCCUAAGGACGUCCAAUCGAGUCUGCGUAGCGCUCACGAGGGCCCGAAAGGGAUUGUACAUAUUUGGCAACGCUGCGCUUCUCGCCGCAAGGAGCACCUUGUGGAGAGAGAUGAUCGACGGCAUGCGUGCGGAUGGCGUGCUGGGCUCCGAGCUGGAGCUCGUAUGCCAAAACCACCCGGACACGAAGACAGUCGUCGCCAAAAAGGCGGACUUCAAGCAGGUUCGCGACGGAGGCUGCUCGAGACCCUGCGCGACGCUGCUCGACUGCGCGCACCCGUGCCCGAGGCUUUGCCAUCCCGGCUCCCACGAGCACGUGAUCUGUCCGAGGCCGUGCCCGAUCGCCCGCGAGGCCUGCGACCACGACUGCGCGCUCCGAUGCCACCACGGCGACCCGUGCCCUCCCUGCCCGGUCACGGUCGUAAAGACCCUUCCGACCUGCGGCCACUCUCAACUAAUGCCGUGCCACCGAGACCCAACGGUCGAGAUCUGCCGGACGCCUUGCGCGAAGGUCUUGACGUGCGGCCACCAAUGCGAUUGCGGCAGUCCGUGCACCGUCGACUGCGCCGUUCCGGUCGAGAGGACCCUUCCUACCUGCGGCCACUCUCAACGAAUGCCGUGCCACCGAAACCCAACGGUCGAGAUCUGCCGGACGCCUUGCGCGAAGGUCUUGACGUGCGGCCACAAAUGCGACCUUGAGUGCGGCAGUCCGUGCACCGUCGACUGCGCCGUUCCCGUCGAGAGGACCCUUCCUACCUGCGGCCACUCUCAACGAAUGCCGUGCCACCGAGACCCAACGGUCGAGAUCUGCCGAAGGGAGUGCUCAAAGGUCUUGAGUCAAGACCGUCAAGACUCUUGA